AUUGGAAGCGGUCUGAUAUUAAUAGAUAAGUCGUGUCAGUAUAUGGAGAAACCUACAAUGUGCACAAAAGCUGUUUGAACUCACCCACUCAUUAGGUUGUUGCUAUGCAAAACAUCCUUGUGUCAUUCCUCCCAACAUGUAUAAGACAGGAGCUCACAAUGGUAACCACACACAGACUCAGACACAGACUUGACAAACUGCUAACAGAUUAGGGAAGGUUCAGCCAAUGCUGCAGCUGAUGAACUUCCAGAACUGAGAGGAUGAACCACCUGUGGAAGGUCCAGCAGCUGUCGCUCGUUGUCCUCUUGCUGUGGAGUUUUUCAGAUGCACAACGAGUCACAAAAGUGACACCGAAGACAGGGAGCACAAAUGGAGCAACAAGACUAACAAUUGAAGGAGAAGGAUUCGCCCAGGAAAACCAGUUCAACCUCAACCCCGACAGCAAGGACUUUGGUAACAGCGUCUAUCUGGUGUCCGACACCAGAUCCAUUCCCUGUGAUGUGGAAAGGGACUCCACCCACGGCAACCAGAUCAUGUGCUACACCAGACCUAUGCCCAUUGAUGACUAUGUGGUUCGAGUCAGCGUGGAUGGGGUGCCCAUUCCCGAAAGUAGCAUCUGUAAUGGAGAUUACAAACCUUACUGGUGCAGCUUCUAUCCUCGGAACUAUCGCACUCCCACAAUCACCAGUAUUGAACCCACCUCUGGUUUACCAGGCACACUGAUCACAAUGCGUGGCCGCAUCUUCACUGAUGUGUAUGGGAGCAAUACCGCCACGAGCUCCAAUGGUCUGGAUGUCAGGGUUCUGAGAUCUUACAUUGGGGGAAUGCCAUGUGAACUGCUGAAGCCUAACUCUGAUGAGCUAUAUGGUCUCACUUUAGACAGCGAGUAUAGCCAGUGGGGAACCCUGACCUGCAAAAUGACUGGAACAUAUGUUGGGCACCACAAUCUAAGUUACAUUCUGGACAGCUACUAUGGAAGGAGUUCACCAGAUCUGUCAGUGUUUUCUGUGUCGUCUUUGAACAAGUUGGCAAUGUUUCAGAGUUAUGCAGUGGUCAACAGAGUCUCUCCUUCUAUGGGAAGCUUACAAGGUGGAACAAUACUGACUAUUGAGGGACGCUACUUUGACCAAACAGAUCAACCAGCGGUUGUUUUAGUUGGAGGCCGUGAUUGUGAAAUUCUGAGCUUAUCUGAUGGAAGAAUCACCUGUAGGGUCCCUGCGUUCCAGAUGAGCAACAUGACAGUCUUUCCAGGUGGCCGAGGCCUGAAGAUGGAAACAUGGAAUGACAGCAUACCCAAUCAACUGGACCAAGCGCUGAACUACAAUGAGAACAGAACUGGGUACUCGGUGGAUUGGGUGGACUCCCUGUUCCACACCUGGCCUGUGGAGCUGGACUACUUUGUCGGUCGAUUAAGUGGCUUCCUAGUCCUCCCAGAAACUGACAACUAUACCUUCUACAUCAGAGGGGAUGACUACUUUGCACUCUAUUUUAGCCAUACCGGCCUCCCCCAGGACAAGGUGAAGAUAGCCUACCGGAAUUUCUAUUCUCCCAGCUUUUACCAAGUCAGCUCGCAGAAAUCUAAUACCAUGAAACUGGAAAAAGGAAAGCCGUACUACAUAGAGGUUUUGAUGCAAGACUUCCGUAUAGGUGGUUUUGUAGAUGUUGGCUUCUUUAAAGAGAAGAGCCCUUUCACAGAACAGCAAUCCCCAGAGGCUGUCAAUGAAGUGCAGGUCAUCAGGGCCGUCUAUGAUGUACUGGAUGAAAGACAGGUGAUUAGCUUUGAGAACUGGGCCACCACAGUGCCUGUGAGGGAAAUACAGAAGGUGACUGUUACCAGCGGCUGUUUUGACCUGGGCAACUGUGACUACACCUUCUACAGCCUCAUCUACAGCUCCCAGAGAACAGGACCAAUCUCAGUCAGCGCCUCAGCACAGGAAAUAGAGACUGCCUUGAAUUCUCUGUGGUCAAUUAAACCAGACACAGUUCGUGUGACAAAAGCUGACAUCGACGGAGGAUCAGAGUACACUGUUACAUUCGAAUCCAGAAGAGGUGACUUCCGGAGCUUUGGCUACGAGACCGCAGAGGCUGAUGUGAAUAUCACAGUCACUGAGCAGACUAAAGGAAGACCCAGCCUGGAAACAUUCACGCUGGAGUGGGGCGGAAUCGCAUCCAGGCCCAUCGACUUCAACGCAUCCGAGUCCCAGGUGCAGGCAGCCCUAAUGGAAAUGCUGAGUGCUGAGUGUCCCAGCGAGAUCCAGGCCAUGGAGAAUAAUGAAGUGAAAUACUUCAGAGACUAUGAAGAGGACCCCCUUUCAGUUUUGGACAGUGGGAGAGGGACACGAGUAUCAGACACCGAUGCUUUCUGCGGGCGCUGGUCCCUCAUGAACCCAGAGACCCUCUUCCUGUCCACUGACGCCAGGGCAUCGGGGGACAGCUAUGGAGCUCUGGCUCUCCAGCAGUACAGCAUGCUCUGCUUCGCAUACAAAGGAUAUCUACAAAAUGGGAUUGGAGUUAGAUUUUCUUACCUAAUGAGUCCAGGAGGUACAUACACUGAACUACACAGGGUCCCAGUGCUGUUCACCAAGGGAAAUGAUUGGGGCUACACCUGUGUUGACCUGCUGACACCGCUGCAGUCAGCAUAUGCUGGAAGUGACUUCAAGCUCCUAGACCUCUACCUCUACAGAGAAACCCCAAGUCAGGAUUUCUAUGUGGAUGUUGUUUAUCUUGGGAGAAGAGCCACAACACUCAAUGUCAACGCUGUUGUCCAGACACGGAAGCCCCCAGCUCUGGUAAGCUUGGGCCUCUUCGUUGAACAGAUCUCAGUGCUGAAAUCGCAAGGACCAGAGGCCUCCCGUGUCAGCUAUGACAUCACUGCCACGCCCUACAACUGCGGCCAUGAUUUCCCUCUGAUGGCCAUCAGGUUCCUACAGAAGGUGUCUAACAGCAGUGAGGACUUGGCAGUGUUUGGGGAGGGAGGUGCAGGUGUCACUGUGACCAGAGUUCAGAGAGCCAGUCCCCCGUUGUCUGGCACCUUUGAUGUGGAGGUUUAUGGCAAACGCAUUGAAGGCCUGCCAGUCAACAUGUCAGCGGAAGACCUCCAGUACGCCUUGCAGGGGAUCCCAGAGAUGGGUCAGCUUCAAGUGACCCGCUCUGGAAGCUGCAAGGGCCACAACUGGAGAGUGAAGUAUCUGUCCAACCCUGGGAGUCAGCCGGUCAUUGAGAUCAACAGCUCCUCUGUUGUGGGGGUGAACCCGCGAAUGAGAGUCAACGUUCAGAUACAGGGAGGGCUGUUCAAAAGCAAGCUCCUGGGGGAUUUCCUGCGCGUGCCUGCAUCCAAACCACAGGUUGAGGUUUUAAUCAAUGGCAUCCCAUCUAAAUGCGAAGGAGACUGUGGAUUCGAAUGGAGUGCAGCCAAGACCCCAACCAUCACAGGGAUCAGCCCCUCACAAGGAUCAUACGCUCUGGGCACCAUUUUAACCAUCACGGGGACUGGUUUUGCCAGUGUUAACGCCACGGUUUUAGUCGGAGGUGUGAAGUGCUCAGUCCUGGAGCUGCAUAGCUCCUCACUGACCUGCAGAGUUGGAAACGCGAGUGCUGGCACCCACCCGGUGACUCUGAGCUUCGAUGGACUGGGUCUGGCACAACCCAGUGGAAAUGCAGGGCUCAACUUCACAAACCAAAUGGGAGUCUUCUCCAUCUCGCCAACCUCGGGGAGCAUCGCUGGAGGCAGUCUGCUAACAGUGCUUGGAUAUGGCUUCAGCAAUCACACGACGGUAAUGAUCGGUACAGCGAUGUGUGCCGUGGUCUCAGUGCAUCUGGAUGAACUGAGGUGCAGGACGCCACCGGGAGAAGCAGGAUCCUAUGAGGUGACCUUAGGGAACCACAUGUGGGAAAUGAAUGUGUCAGCAAGUGACUCCUUCACUUACGAUGACGGUUUGACACCCUGGAUUACGGAUAUGAGUCCAUUGAGAACAACUGUGCUGGGACGCACAAUUCUCACGAUCCUUGGGGCCAACCUUCAAGAUCAGGCCAAUCAGACUUCGGUUUUCGUUGGUGAGGCAGAAUGCAGGCUUGUGCAAUGGUCAUCCUACAACAUCACCUGCCAGCUGCCAGCGCUUCCCCCAGCUUUGUAUGACGUGCACGUGCAAGUAGGAAACUGGGGCUAUGCCAAAACCAACAGCAGCAUGAAUACCACGAUAGAGUACAUUCUCGAGGUGACAAGCAUCUCACCGGUACAAGGGUCCCUCUAUGGGGGCACAGAGGUGACAAUCACUGGAUCAGGGUUCAGCGCCAACAUGGCUGACAACCAAGUCACAAUGGGAAGUACACUGUGCAGAGUCACCUACGCAUCUGAGCACCAGCUAGAGUGUGUCACUGAGCCCGAAGAGCGGACCCACAUGGUGACGAAUCAAGGCUCCCACCCUGAAUUUGGGGAGGGCUACGCCUGGAGCCCCUCCUCGUUGACGGUGUCAGUGGGGGACACGGUGACGUGGCGCUGGGAGGCCCCCUCCUUCAUCCCGGGGCUGGGCUACAGAGUCUUCAGCGUCUCCACCCCCAGCAGCACCACCUACGACGGAGUGGCCUUCUCCAGCGGGGAGACCAAGACCGGGUCUGGGUUCUUCAGUUAUCGCUUCACUGCUCCCGGUGUCUACUACUAUAGCAGUGGGUAUGUGGAUGACGGGUACAGGACAUCCAUGCAAGGAGUGGUCAAGGUCAGGCCGCUGGAAGACAGGCGUAGCAGGUUCAGUGUCACCGUUGGAGGAAUGGAGGCAAAAUACACGCCUGGUGCGGAGCGCAGCCGCAGGUCUGCGCCACAGUGCAUCUCCGAAGAGCCCGAUUGCCUCGAGGACCUGGAGUCUGCUUGGGUUGAAGCCGACAGUUUCUCGUUCAGCUUUUCAGCCUGCGUGUCUCCUGCUGUUCUUCGCAUCACGCCGGACAGGGGCACCGUCCACGACAUCAUCCGCAUAGAGGGCAAGGGCUUCAGCAACACCAGCUGUGCCAACGAGGUAACAGUUGGAGGGAGUGCCUGCCAUGUGAUCAACAGCACCGAUACCGAGAUCAACUGUCGCCUCCAGCCAGACAGUGGCGUGGAGGUCGGCGUCGCCCAUCCGGUCUCUGUCCGGGUAAAUAACUUCGGCGCGGCCAUCACCUCCGCUGCCAACGAGUUUCAGCGCCGCUUUGUUGUGCUGCCCGUCAUUGACUCCGUCAGCCCCGACAUGGGGGCCACCACCGGCCACACCCGGGUCAUCAUCCGAGGCUCCGGCUUCUCGGCCGGCCCGGCUGUGACGGCGAGCUUGGCGGGGGUGCCCUGCUCCGUCCUGUCCGUCAACUACACCGCCGUCGUCUGUGACACCUCCCCCUCCGCGCCGCGCGCUGGGAACGCGGAGAUUCGUGUGGGCGGGGUAGCCACCACCUGCCACUCCAGCUGCGCCUUCCAGUACUCCUCUGUGCUGGUCCCCAGCAUCAUGGGCGUUUUCCCCAACAGCGUCAGCGGCAAUGCCACAGCGGUGACCGUCACCGGCUCAGGGUUCGGGACCCUCCUGGAUGAUGUUGCUGUCUUCGCGGGCGACGUGAUGCUCGAGGUUACCAACAUCACCGACGACAACAUAACCCUCAGCGUGGGGCCACUGCCCGCUGGCGACCACGUCCUGAAGGUGGUGAUCAUGAGCAAAGGCCUGGCCUCAGGAGUCGCCACCCUGACCAGCCUCCCCAGGGCCACGCUCACCCCGGCCUCUGGGAGCGUCAAAGGCGGGACCCCUCUGCUCAUCACGGGAAACGGCUUUGCCCCGGGGAACACCUCUGUGACUGUGGGUGGCUCAGCCUGCAGUAUCGAUUGGGUGAUGCCAGAUGAAGUACGUUGUCUAACCCCAGCUCACAGCGCGGGCAGUGUUGCAGUGCAGAUCCGAGUCUUCUCAGUGGAAUAUCCUGUGCUGAACUUCACAUAUUCCCAAGCAGCAACACCAGUCAUCACAUCGGUAACCCCACAAACAGGUUCCAGUGGGUCAGUGGUCACUAUAAUUGGAUCAGGAUUUGGCUCAGACCUCCAGCAGGUGUCUGUCACUAUCGGCAAUGCGCUGUGCAAUGUGUCUGCACUAAACGACACACAGAUACAAUGCACUGUGGGAGACCAUGCUGGAGGCAUGUUCCCGGUCAUGCUCCGCCACGCUGUCAAAGGCUACGCUGAUUCCCGGUCUGUCUUUAACUACGAACUGCUGCUUACUCGAGUCACGCCCAACGAAGGAGGCUAUGGUGGAGGUUCCAUUCUGAGUGUAGAAGGUUCCGGAUUCGACCCUAACUCUUCCCGUGUGUUGGUCUGUGGGAAAGAGUGUGAAGUGCAGAGACAAAUAUCAACAUCCACCACUGUGUACUGUGAGGCUCCAUCUUACAAUGGUACUGCAGAGCAACAGGCUUGUUUGGUGGAAGUUGUGAAUGGACACGGUUCAGUGAAUUUAACAAACGGCUUCUCUUACAAAUCCCUUCUGACACCCGUGAUCAUGGAAAUAUCUCCCCGAAGAGGGGGAACAGCCGGAGGCACCAGGCUGACAAUUACCGGCUCCAAUUUCAGCAUGAACAGCAGUGAAAUCACAGUGACGAUUGCAGGGUCUGUCUGCGAUGUUGAGUCUGCUAACAUCACCCAUAUCAUCUGCAUUACAAACGCACAGCCCAGAUCCCAGCAAACCAAAGUCAGAGUCAACAUCCAGGACAGAGGCAUUGCUAAGAUGGACCAUGCUGAUUUCUUUUAUAUCGACGUUUGGUCCUCCAAAUACACCUGGGGUGGCCUUUCCCCUCCUGAGGCAGGAACAUUCGCUGUCAUCACCAAGGGUCAAACAAUCUUGCUGGAUACCAGCACACCAGUGCUAAAGAUGCUCCUCAUUCAAGGUGGAACACUGGUGUUCGAUGAAGCAGAUAUUGAACUGCAGGCUGAGAAUAUUCUGAUCACAGAUGGUGGAGUUCUCCAGAUCGGCACAGAGGCCGCACCGUUCCAGCACAAAGCCAUCAUCACACUGCACGGGCAUCUGCGCUCCCCAGAGCUGCCUGUCUAUGGCACCAAGACUCUAGCUGUCAGAGAGGGCACCCUGGACUUGCAUGGUAUUCCUGUCCCUGUCACAUGGACCCACCUGGCUCAGACAGCAGAGGCCGGUUCGACCACGCUGACCCUGAAGCAGUCUGUAACCUGGAAGGCAGGCGAUGAGAUUGUCAUCGCCUCCACAGGCCACAGGCAUAGCCAACGGGAAAAUGAGGUGAGGACAAUAGCCUCAGUGUCAGCUGAUGGGAGGACCCUGACCCUGACGACGCCACUGACGUACGCUCAUCUGGGGGUGUCUGUCACACUGCCUGAUGGAACAGUGUUUGAAGGGAGAGCAGAGGUGGGCCUCCUCACGAGGAACAUCGUCGUUCGAGGCUCAAACAACAUUGAGUGGAAUGACCAGAUAAAGGCCUGCCCAGCUGGAUUUAACACAGGGGAAUUUGCCACCCAAACCUGUUUCCAAGGAAGAUUUGGUGAAGAGAUAGGAAGUGACCAGUUUGGUGGCUGUAUUAUGUUCCAUGCACCAAGACCAAGUGAGAACCUGGCAGUUGGAAGAAUUGAAUAUGUUGAGAUUUUCCACGCUGGCCAAGCCUUCAGGCUGGGGCGCUACCCUAUCCACUGGCAUCUCAUGGGAGACCUGCAGUAUAAGUCUUACGUCCGAGGAUGUGCAAUCCACCAGACCUACAACCGUGCAGUGACCAUCCAUAACACCCACCACCUGCUGGUGGAGAGGAACGUCAUCUACGACAUCAUGGGAGGCGCCUUCUUCAUCGAGGACGGCAUAGAGACCGGCAAUAUCCUGCAGUACAACCUGGCCGUGUUCGUGAAGCAGAGCACCAGCCUGCUGAACGAUGACGUCACCCCGGCCGCCUACUGGGUCACCAACCCCGACAACAUCAUCCGCCACAACGCGGCCGCCGGCGGCACCCACUUUGGGUUCUGGUACCGCAUGCACGACAACCCUGACGGCCCGUCCUACGAUCCCAACAUCUGCCAGAAGAGGGUCCCUCUGGGGGACUUCUUCAACAACACUGUGCACUCCCAGGGCUGGUUCGGCUUGUGGAUCUUCCAGGAGUAUUUCCCCAUGAAGGGCGGCGGCUGCCGAUCCUGGCAGCCCGAGCCGGCUGUCUUCCGCUCGCUGAUCACCUGGAACUGCGAGAAAGGGGCGGAGUGGGUGAACGUAGGGGCGGUGCACUUCAGCAACUUCCUGAUGGUCAACAACGAGAAGGCGGGCAUUGAGGCCAAGCGCAUCCUCCCCGCCUACGUCAGAGGCUGGGGGGAGGCCAGCGGGGCGGUGGUCAAGAACAGCACCAUCGUGGGUCACGUGGACGAGCUGGGCCUCGGCGGCGGAUACUGCUCCACCCGCGGUGUCAUCCUGCCGCUCGACGACGGCUUGAGCGUGUUGGCCACCACCUUCAUCAACUUCAACCGCUCGUCCUGCGCCGCCAUCGGGGUGGCCAAAAUAGACGGGACCUGCGUGGACCGCUGUGGGGGGUGGAGCGCCAGGUUCAGUGGGAUCCGGUACUUCGACAGCCCCAACAAGGCCGGCUUCAGGUGGGAGCACGAGGUGGUGCUGGUGGACAGUGACGGCUCCCUCACAGGCAACACUGACCACAAGGUGGUGCCAGUGAGUCCGCUGCUGGACCUGACUCACUGCACACAAAACGCAGAGUGGAGCGUGGGUUUCCCAGGGGCCGUUUGUGAUGACACCGUCAACUUCCACCGCCUGGCCUUCAACAACCCGUCUCCCUCUUCACUGCUUGCAAAGGAUGUCAUGCUGACCAAUGUCCAUGGCACCAGCGUAGUUCCAUUUUUGGCGAAAAGAAUGACUCACAAACCAGGCUGGAUGGCAUUGCUGCCUUCUAGAAAAAUCUACAACUGGUAUUUUGACCAGGCAGAUCAUAUCACCAACAUGUCAUUCACUGCUACGUUUUACGGGUUCAAGGAGCAAGACUACGUCAUUAUCAAGCACAACCUGACCCAGAGCCCAGACAGGUUCCGGAUCGUAGAUGACAGAAAUGGUUCAGCACAGCCCCUGGACUUCAGCAGGAAUGUGAACGGGGACUGGUACUUCAAUAAGACCACAACAACCGUCUACUACAUGGUGUCUGGGAAGCAGAGUCUGAGGAGGAGGCGUUCCAGUGUGGACCGGUCGCUGCUGGACGUAAACGUGAACUUCCAGGUGUACCGCUGCUUCUUCGAGGGCUGCAUCCCACCUCCCCCACCCCCUCCAGCCACCCUCGCGCCCGUGCCCAGCCGAAGGCCUGCAGACUUCAUUUAUUGGUCCAAUGAGACUUUCUGGAAGUCUUCUCCGGAAAACAACUUUACUGUACCAAAAGAAGGAGGCAGUGUGGUCAUCCCAUCAGGGAAAUGGCUUGUCCUGGAUGCUGAUAUUCCACCACUGAAAAAUAUUACUGUGCUUGGAGUUCUGGAAAUUCCAGACACCUUGAAUGACACAUCCACACCGGCAGCCAGGAGUGCCAGCCAGUACAGGAAAAUUGUUCUGAACGCAACCUACAUCUCCAUUCAGGGAGGACGGCUGAUUGCUGGUUGGCACGACGACCCCUUCAAAGGCGAGCUGUGGAUCGUUCUCAGAGGAAAUCACUUCACUCCAGACUGGCCACUGCCGUCCGGGCCUAACCAGGGGUCAAAGGUACUGGGUGUAUUUGGUGCUCUGGAUCUGUAUGGGAUGCCCCGCAGCGUAUACCGCACUAAACUGGCCAGCACUGCUUCCGCCGGCUCCAGCACCCUCUCUCUGCGUGAGGCUGUAGACUGGCAGGUGGGGGAUGACAUUGUCAUUUCAACCACAAGCUACGACCCCUGGGAAACGGAGACGCGGAAGAUUGCAGCCGUAUCUGCAGACGGCCAGACCUUGACCCUGAACCAGUCGCUCUCCCACACUCACAUUGGUGAGAGCUUCACUGUCCCGGGCACUGCCAGGAGUUACAGACUCGCAGCUGAUGUGGGGCUGCUGAGCAGGAACAUCAAGAUCGUUGGAGAGGACUAUCCUGGCUGGUACAGCGAGUCCUUCGGGGGCAGAGUGCUGGUCGGUUCGUUCUCAUCUCGAGGAAUCACAUACAGAGGAAGUGCCCAGAUCAGGAAUGUGGAGUUCUAUCACACAGGGCAAGAAGGUUACACAGACUUUUACGACCCACGUUACUCUGUGGCUUUCCUCAAUCUGGGGGAUGUUUCCAACAAUGACUCCUACAUCCAGGGCUGCUCUUUCCACCAUGGCUUCUCUCCGGCCAUCGGAGUUUUUGGAACCGACGGGUUGAACAUUGAUGACAACGUCAUCUAUUUCACUGUUGGAGAAGGAAUCAGAGUCUGGGGCAGUAACAACAGAGUCAGGAGGAACUUGGUCACCAUGUCUGUGUGGCCUGGAGCCUACCAAGACAGAGAAGAGGCCUUCAACAUCCAAUGGAACGCUGCCAUUGAAGUAAACGAGGGAAGGAAUGUUGUGCUGCAAGACAACAUCGUGGCCGGUUUUGAGAGAGUGGCCUAUCGCAUUGAUGGGGAACCUUGUCCAGGCGUGGUGAAUCCCGUGGAGGCGUGGUACCAGAAUGAGGCUCAUGGUGGCCUGUAUGGGGUGUAUAUGAACAAAGAUGGGCUUCCCCUUUGCUCCCUCAUCCAAGGCUUCACUGUCUGGAAGAGUUAUGAUUACGGCAUCUACUUGCAGGUGGUCAUGAGUGUCCAGAUCUCCAAUGUGAGUUUGAUCGAUAACGGCAUGGGAAUUAUGCCCAUCGUUUACACACCUCCCUCCCUGUCACAUCAGUACUCCAACAAAACAGUUCAUGUCAAGGACUCCCUGAUCGUGGGCAGCAGCCCUAACCUCAACUGCUCUGAAGGCGUCUCCUCCAGCGAUGCCAAUAUUCUGCUCAGUGCAUCGCACAGGUCCACCAGACCACCCAAUGGUGGGAGGAGUGGAAUUUGCUGGCCAACAUUUGAGUCCAGUCACAAUAAUGCACCAGAAAAACCUCAUGCCGGACUUAUGAGUUACAAUGCAAUCAGUGGGCUCCUGCUGGUGACUGACACAAUGUUCGUGGGAUUCAGGAACGUGUGCUCUGGGCAGAUAAAUGUAGCCUUCAUGACUAAUCCCUCCAACGAGGACCUGCAGCACCCGGUUCAUGUUGAGAGGUUGACACUGGUUGACAGCCAGGAGGAUGCCAAGGUGUACAUUCACAGACCGGAUGUAAGCAAGGCGAACCCCUCUGACUGUGUGGACAUGGACUGUGAUGCCAAGAAGAAAGCUCUGCUCAAGGAUCUGGAUGGCUCCUUCCUGGGUGGCGUUGGCGCUGUUGUGCCCCACUCAGAGUUUGAGUGGAACGGGGACAGCAGGAGGGGACUGGGGGACUACCGCAUCCCUAAAGUCAUGCUCACAUACCUCAACGGCAGCCGCAUCCCGGUCAACCAGAUAGCACCGAACAAAGGGAUAAUCCGAGACUCCAGCUGCACGUACAUGCCCCAUUGGCAGAGCUACAAGUGCUUCGGUUUGAACUAUGAGAUGCUGGUGAUUGAGAGUCUGGAUGAGGACACUGAGACCAGGAGACUCUCCCCAGUGGCCGUGCUUGGUGACCGCUAUGUUGACUUGCUGAACGGUCCUCAGGACCAUGGCUGGUGUGCAGGAUAUACUUGCCAGAAGAGAGUCUCUCUCUUCCACAGCAUCAUAGCCACAAAUAAGUCCUUUGAGAUCUACUUCACCAGCACCAGCCCCCAGAAGAUGCGCUUCAUGCUCCUAAAUGCAGACAGCUCCAAGGCUGUCAGAGUGGCUGUGUUCUACUCCAACCCUCAACGUUUGGACGUGUACGUCAACAACAAACUGAUAGCACCAACAAAUGCGGAGUGGAAUGCAGACAAAACUGACUACACACUCAAAGAACCUUCUUUUGAAGGGGAAUAUGUUCCACAGCUGAAUUCUACGGUCCAUGGCAGUAACUACUUCGAUGGCACCAUGAAAAUGCUGAACAUUCUGCUGCGCGGCUCCACCCCCGUGGAGAUACGCACCUCCCCCGUUCUCUUCAUCUCCUUCCGCCUGCCGGCCAUGACCGUGGACGAGUUCUACGGCGAGAACCUGGUGCGGAACCUGGCCCUCUUCCUGAAGGUCCCCGCCAACAUGAUCCGGGUCACCAAGGUGGUCCGCGAGGGCGGCGGCAGCAGCAGGCGGCGCCGGGCGGUAUCGGGCCUGACCGUGCAGGUGGAGAUCAGCCAGCCCCCAGCCCAGCAGAGCACCAACACCUCCAGCGAGGAAGAGUUCACUGCAUUGAAGAACAUUGCUGAUAGCCUGGGCCAAGCGGCUGUGUCUGGAAACCUUAGCCAAUCCAUUGGCUUCAACGUGUCCUCUAUGGGGAUCACACCGCCAGCUCCCCCACCCACUGACGCAGCAUGGAGUGAGGUUGCCAGCGAGGAAGUGAGCAGGGAAGAGCCCGCACCUAGCUUUGUGUCCAGCGUGUCCAAGCUGAGGGUGAUGGCAGAACCGGUGGCUGGGCAGUUCGGAGGCCUCCUUACCCAGCAGCCCAGCAUCAUGGCCCUCGAUGAGCAGGAUAACUGUGUGUCUGUGGGAGUUACUUCGCUCACAAUGACCGCCAACCUGAGAGACUCCAGUGGCAGCAGCAUUUCCGGGCUAGAGGGGAACACCACUAUAUCCUUUAAAGACUGCUGGGCUAACUACACGGAUCUGUCCAUCACUGCUGUCGGUGACAACAUGAUGCUGGCCUUCACUUUGAAUGCGGUGAAUACUCAGUCCAGAUCCUUCACAGUUAAAGCGACUCCCACCAGUGUAGCCCCAACCACAACAACAGUCAGCAGCCAAAACACAGAAGGCAUAGACUAUGAGUUCCCUAGCAUCUUCGAUUCUGGUUCACCAAUGAAAUCAAACAAUCUGUACUUAUUUGCACUCAUUUGCUCUUUGGCCCUAGCGCUUUUAAGAUAUUAGACCAUACUCUUCUAUAACAUCACGUGUGGGUGUUGAACAAAACUACAACAAACUAUUAACAUGACAUAACCAAUUAUUAUUUUAAGGAUGAUCAAAUCAUUCAAUAUUUUCUAGCUAAAUUUUUGCACGUCUUGUGUCAUUUAGGCUACCUCUGCAAGCUGUUAUGAUGAUGAGCUGUGUCAUAAUAAUGAACUACUGGCUUGAGAACUGUUCAUUUCUCAAUUAUGUCAUUUUCUCUGAAUGUAACCGUAAAAAUUGGGAUUUGUUUGUGGGAAUGUCAAAGUGGUGUCUGAAUGUUAUCUGUAAUUCUACUUUUUAAAAAAUUACUUGAAAUUUAUUGUUCUUAAAAUCGCUGUUCUUCAAAUCUCUAUUUUCUGAAUAAAUGAAGUAUCCAGUUGUAAUUGUUUCAUCCAUUCACUUGUUUUAUAUGACUACCAGCAAAGACGUAUAUAAAGGCCCCACGAGCAGACGUAAGCCCUAUAUCUUUGCAAAAUGGGGAACAAAGGUUCCAAUCCAACAACACUGGCCUGGCACAAGAGUCCCACAGGGGACAGACAGUGUGCUACUGAGGGAAGGCUUUGAAGGCGGUCAAUGGCUUAGUUUAAUUUUGGGCAGAUGGUUUGCACAUUGGUUUGCACAUUUGUAACAAGACCCCACAGCAUCGACCCAGUAGGGAUGGGCCACAGAGGACACCAUGAGUGCAUUGGGACACAUGCUCACAGUGAAUGGCCAUAAAAACGUCUCGCUUCCAUGAACUAAAAUUUGAAUACAGAAUAUACAUAUGAAGUGAGGCAGUGCAUAUUCAGAAAAGGUAUGAGUGAUAAAGUGGAACACAUGGGGUGAAAGAUGGCAGAGAGAUAAAAAAGGGAAAGAGUACGGAGAAGUCAUCUUGAAUACUCACAUGCUCUGCUGCUGACAUAACAUGGUUAUCACACUCAUUUAAAAAUGUACAUAAUUAUUUCAAUUAUAAUUUUACAACAAUAAGGAAGUCACGGAAAGGAACUCGUUUGAAUAAAGAACUAAGGUAAUCCAUUCAUCUCCCUUCUGUUAUAAUUCCAUUACAGUGAGUGAAAGUCGUUAUGUCCCAUCAGUAUCACAUUUUGUUCAGAUGUUAAGUUUAACAUUUAUUAUUUACACAGAAAACAAAUGUACAUUCUUCAGUUCUUAAUAAUGAAUAAAUUAUUGGCUUAUUACUGAAAAAUGGAGGCUCUUUUGUGCAGGAUAAGAAGCAAGAAACUCGUAAAAUCAGUAAUAUUUUAUAUAUUUAAAAAUCAUAACAGUUCUCAAACAGAAUUAACUUAUCUCAUAAAAGUGAACAAUUUGUAUAAUAAAUCUGUAUCUAUCUGUCCAUUAAUGUGUAUAUAUUAUUUUCAUUUGGAUUAUUUAUAUAUACUGUACUUAUCUGCAUACAUACACAUCAUAAAACACUUAUAAUGUCAGGACAUUGAGAAGAGAAGUUGAAAUAAAACACCUCAUUAGAAAAACAUUCAAUUACAUAAAUCACACUUCCUGCUUCCUUCAAGACUGCCCCCUGGUGGCACAGUUAAAAU
Megalops cyprinoides (Indo-Pacific tarpon) is the source of this 14506-nucleotide messenger RNA. It is a transcript of the gene pkhd1l1.1, whose product is annotated as PKHD1 like 1, tandem duplicate 1. NCBI's taxonomy places the organism in Eukaryota, Metazoa, Chordata, Actinopteri, Elopiformes, Megalopidae. The record is from RefSeq and is a predicted model, not a curated record. The transcript is spliced from 78 exons. Bases 261 to 12956 code for a protein of 4231 amino acids.